Messenger RNA from Cucumis melo (muskmelon), 1199 nucleotides. RefSeq names its product ras-related protein RABH1e. NCBI's taxonomy places the organism in Eukaryota, Viridiplantae, Streptophyta, Magnoliopsida, Cucurbitales, Cucurbitaceae. The record is from RefSeq and is a predicted model, not a curated record. The transcript has 6 exons. The coding region runs from base 303 to 926 and encodes 207 amino acids. Gene Ontology annotation, molecular function: GTPase activity; GTP binding.
GGAGGGCGAAAGGAAAGGAGGGGAGGGGAGGGGAGGCUUAAGUUUGGCGCGUCAUGAAAUGGAGGAUAAAAGCGCAAGUUUGUUAAAGUUUUAAACAUUUGACUUUUCUUGUCUUCGUCAUCGUUGGCGGUUUCUCCUGCGUGCAGGGCUGCACCACCCGGCCGAGAGAAACGAACUUUUAAAAUAACAAAAAUAAAGCAUUCGCUGAUUCAUUUUCCUUCAUCCAGAAAAGUUCCCCCGCUUUUCUUUUUAGAUCCAUCCAUCUUCCUUUGAAUUUUCAUCGCUACACUCAUUUUCCCUUCAUGGCGACGGUUUCUCCUCUCGCCAAAUACAAGCUCGUCUUCCUCGGCGAUCAAUCCGUUGGUAAAACCAGCAUUAUCACCCGCUUCAUGUACGACAAGUUUGAUACUACCUAUCAGGCUACAAUUGGAAUUGACUUUUUAUCUAAAACUAUGUACCUUGAAGAUCGAACAAUUCGGUUGCAGCUUUGGGAUACUGCUGGACAAGAAAGAUUUAGGAGUCUCAUUCCAAGUUACAUAAGAGACUCCUCCGUUGCAGUCGUAGUCUAUGAUGUAUCUAAUAGACAAUCAUUUUUGAACACCACCAAGUGGAUUGAGGAGGUACGAACAGAACGGGGUAGUGAUGUGAUAAUCGUUCUUGUUGGGAACAAAACUGAUCUUGUUGAGAAAAGGCAAGUUUCAAUCGAAGAAGGUGAUGCGAAAUCUCGCGAGUUUGGAGUCAUGUUUAUAGAAACUAGUGCCAAAGCUGGGUUCAACAUCAAGCCUCUCUUUCGUAAGAUCGCUGCAGCACUGCCAGGGAUGGAAACUCUGUCUUCAACAAGGCAGGAGGACAUGGUUGACGUAAAUUUGAAACCAGCAGUGAAUUCAUCCCAGUCGGAACAGCAAGGAGGAGGUUGUGCAUGCUAGACAAUGUGUAAGUUCAAUACAUAAAAGGAAAAAAAUUGCUACAAAAUGAAACAGUAUACGCUAUCAUUCACGGUGAGUUAGUUCAACAAAUUGACAUUGGAAAUUUUCUAACGAUAUGAUGUUUGUAAUAUUGUAUGCCAUUAGAUUCUUUUUGGGGUUCCUAAAGAACAAAUAUCAUCAUUCUGUCCUCUCACAUGUUGAGAUUUUCGUUUUGGAUUUGUGAUUCUAAGAGUUGACCAACUAUAUCUAAUUGCGGAGUAAUUGAAACUGUUA